GCAGAUCGACUUGGUUUCUCUAGAAAUAUUGAAACGUUAUUACUGUUUUUAAAUUUAUCAAUUACAUCAAAAAAUAACUAAGAUGGCUGAUAAGGCACAGGAACAGAGCAUUAUGGAUAAGUCCAUGCGCUCAGUGUUUGUAGGCAACAUUCCCUACGAAGCAACAGAGGAAAAAUUAAAGGAAAUAUUUAGCGAAGUUGGGCCGGUUUUGUCGCUCAAACUGGUGUUCGAUCGCGAGAGUGGAAAACCAAAAGGCUUUGGAUUUUGCGAGUAUAAGGACCAGGAGACCGCGUUGAGCGCCAUGCGCAAUCUGAAUGGAUAUGAAAUCGGCGGACGGACGCUGCGAGUUGAUAAUGCAUGUACAGAGAAGUCUCGAAUGGAGAUGCAGCAACUGCUGCAAGGGCCGCAAGUGGAAAAUCCGUAUGGUGAGCCAUGCGAUCCGGAUGAUGCACCUGAGCUUAUUACCAAAACAGUAGCGUCAUUGCCGCCGGAACAAAUGUACGAGCUAAUGAAGCAAAUGAAGCUCUGCAUAGUGAGCAAUCCGUCCGAGGCGCGCCAGAUGCUUAUGCUAAACCCGCAAUUGGCUUACGCGCUCCUGCAAGCUAUGGUGGUCAUGCGCAUUGUUGACCCACAACAGGCACUUGGCAUGCUUUUCAAGGCCAAUCAAAUGCCUCCUGUGCUGGGUGGCAAUCCGCACGCCAACACUGGCGUUAUCUCUAUGGUGCAGCCGCCGGUGCAACAGCCUCAACAACAGCCGCCUACGCAAGUUCCUGUUGUUGGUCCUGGACCCAUGCAGCCUAUGCCGGUGCCGGGUCCCAACUUUAAUUCUAUGCAUCCGAACGAUAUAGAUUUGCGCAUGGUAUCUUCUGGCCCCAUUGACCCGCGCAUAAUGCAACGCAAUUUAGACCAGGAUAUGCGUCAGGCAAUGCCCAAUCCAGUACCGCCUCCACUAAUGGAUCCACGCGCUCGCGCACAAAUGCCACCACAACCGCCGCAAGGCCCACCGGCUGGUGCACCGGCCCCAUACCCUAGCGAUCCGCGUCAGCGACCAAUGGAUCCACGCCUGCGUGGUGCCAUGCCUCCAGGGCCUGUGCAGCAGCAGCCUCCCUCAGCCGCGGUGCAAACGCCAUCUCAGCAGCAGCAGUCGGCGGCACAGCAGCUACAAAGUCGUCUUGGCGCCAAUUGCGUCCUGCCUUCGGAUGCAUCCGAUCAAGAGAAGGCUGCACUUAUUAUGCAGGUUCUGCAACUAUCCGACGAGCAAAUUGCCCAGCUACCGCCCGAGCAACGUGCCAGCAUAUUGGUGCUCAAGGAGCAAAUUGCCAAAAGUACGCAGCGUUAAGUUUUAAUAAUCCUUUAUAAUUGGCAACUUUUCGUAAUAAAAAAGAUAAUAUAUAUUUUGGAAA
Messenger RNA from Scaptodrosophila lebanonensis, 1403 nucleotides. It is a transcript of the gene CstF64, whose product is annotated as cleavage stimulation factor subunit 2 tau variant. Lineage: Eukaryota; Metazoa; Arthropoda; Insecta; Diptera; Drosophilidae. The record is from RefSeq and is a predicted model, not a curated record. The transcript is spliced from 2 exons. Bases 83 to 1339 code for a protein of 418 amino acids. Gene Ontology annotation, cellular component: mRNA cleavage and polyadenylation specificity factor complex. Gene Ontology annotation, molecular function: mRNA binding. Gene Ontology annotation, biological process: mRNA 3'-end processing.